This is a messenger RNA of Oryctolagus cuniculus (rabbit), 3938 nucleotides long. Lineage: Eukaryota; Metazoa; Chordata; Mammalia; Lagomorpha; Leporidae. The record is from RefSeq and is a predicted model, not a curated record.
GUGGGCCCUCCCAGAGACCUGAGCUGCCCAAACCUGUGCAGCCGGAUUCCUGGGGGAGCUUCUAUUUGCCCUUCUGGUUGGCCAUAUCCCCCACCCGCCCUGUGAAAUCCAAGCCCCCAGGGGCUGGGCCAGCUGGACUGGUCCGCCCCCAAGCCUCCCCUGCCCUCACCGGACUGAUGACCCACCACCACCCUCCCACCUCUGUGGGGCCUCCAUUCAGCCUCUGCUAUGGGAGGAGCCCCUUCCUGCCAGGAAGCGCUGGGGGGGGGACCCUAACUUGAGGCUCCCUUGCCCACCAGAUGACUGGUGCUGGCCUCUGUCUCUCUGCUGUGUGUGGGGGUGCCCUCAAGCUUUUUAGGGUCUCAGACCUCUUGGAAAAUCUGAUGAAAGCAGAAAUCUUCCAAAACCCGCUACAGCCUGCGCCCAGAGCCACCGUUCGCAUCCCAGGCCCCUGAACUUAGAGCCCUUCAGGAGGCCUUGCCCGGCCCUCAGGAGCUCUUGGCUCCAGGAGGCGCUCGCUCGAGGGGGUUCACAGACCACCUGGAACGAGGCACACGCAUUUGUGGGUGUGGCUUCUGAAGUUUCUCAAAUGGCCCUUUAAAUAUAUAUAUAUAUAAUAUAUAUUAUACAUAUAUAUAUACACACACACACUCAUUCAUUUGAAAGGCAGCACAGAGAGAGAGGGAGAGACAGAGAUCUUCCAUCUGCUGGAAGAUCCCCCAGUGCCUGCCUCAGCCAGGGCUGGGUCAGGCUGGAGCCAGGAGCCAGGAGCUCUACCCGUGUCUCCCACUUGGGUAGCAGAAGCCACCGUUCACUGCCUUGCCAGGAACACUAGCAGGGAGCUGGACCAGAAGUGAAGUAGCUGGGGGGCCGGCACUGUGCCUCAACGGGUUGAGCCGCCAUCUGCAAUCCUAUGUAAAACACUGGUUCAAGUCCCAGCUGCUCCACUUCCAGUCAAGCUCCCUGCUAAUGCACCUGGGAAGGCAGUAGAAGAUGGCCCCAGUACUUGGACCCCUGCACCCAUGUGGGAGACCUAGAUGGAGUUCCAGGCUCCUGGCUUCUGCCUGGCCCAAUGCCAGCCAUUGCGGCCAUUUGGGAAGUAAACUAGAGGUGGGAAGAUUCUCUCUCUCAACUCUGGCUUUCAAAUAGAAUACAUCUUUAAAAAAAAAAAAAAAAAAAAGAAAGAAAGAAAGAAAAUACCUGGGGCUCAAACCAGAACUCUGAUUAUGGGAUUCCAGUUUCAAAAGCUGCAGUUUAACCUGCUGUGCCACAAUGCUGGCCUGUCCCAAGUGGGUUUUUGACCCAAGGAAGUUAGAGACCUUGAUCAUCUGUGAUCUAUCCCCACUAGGAUCAGGAACUGAAGUUUGAUCUGGUCUGUGUGACUCCCGGCCACCCUCCAUGAGAGGGCUGUCUGUGGCCUGGAAGGCAGGGGGCCCACCUCCUCUGGGUGGUGUCUUGGCUGGGGAGGCCAGAGCAGCCAGCGGGAGCUGGGUCUGAGCUGCACCCUGAGUGGGGGGGGGGGGCGGUGUAGCCUCCCUCCCCUGCUGCCUCAUCCUGCAGACCCCAGGGUGCCCCUCCCCCCUCCACAAUGGGCUCUUUCUCUCCCGGACUGUGCAGACUGUCAGCCACUGCGCUCAGCCCCCAGUGUCAGCAGCGGAGGUAGGGAGGGCACACCUGAGUAGGGGGAGGGGGCGGGUUUCUAGGCCGUCGUCAGGGUGAUGCCACCUGAGCUGGGCGCCAGGCACCUGUUGCUAGGGGAACUGUGUGGGCCGGGCCCUCCCCCGGGAGCUUCGAGGGCACUGGGCUGAGACUGGAGAUGGAUCGGAUUCCGGAGUUCCCAGCGUGGGGGCCUGGGGCGGGGGUGUGCGAUACUGGGGCACAUUUGCAUCACGAAACCAGGCAGCAGGGAGCAACGUGGCAGGGGCGGGAGGCCAGGGAGGAGGCAAGCUCGAGGGAGCAGAACCUGUGCCCACUCCUCUGUUCCGAGCUCACCACCUUUUUGCCCCCUGCCACCGAGUCCUUGUUCCUCAGCUUCUCCUGGGUCUUUCCAAUUCCUUGGCCCCUGGGUUCCCACAGGCAGGGGAGUUCUUCCUCCACUGUCCCCUCGGGAUCACGGUUUCCCCCACCCCCAUCACACUCCCUGCCCACGCACUCCAGCCCCCGCCUCCCAGUGGCUCAGGUUUCCCGACUGGCGGCCUCCCAGCCUCACCGGGCUCCUCCCCUGCCUGAGCCUUAAAACCCCGCCUGCAGUGGGAGUCGGCAGAGUCCCCGGUGGCACCCGCAGAGCCUGCGCCACCACAUAAGAACCGGCGCCUGGCAAGAAAGAACGGCUCUUCCCAUCCCCGAAAGCUCGGCCUGGACCUGGCUGCUGGGCACCGGAUGGACAACAGCCCCCGGUGGGGACGCAAACCACACUGCUGAGCAGGACGGUGAGACCGGCUUGUGUCCAGCGAGGGUCACACACCCCCAGGAGAAGCGCCUUCCUGACAGGCUGCAGAUGGGAGUGCGCUCCUGACCUGAAGGCGCCAGCGGGGUCCCGCUUCCUGCUGGGUCCUGAGGCUCCCACCCUGCCCCUCCGACCCACUCUGAGCCAAGGAGGCCGCCGAGGGCCGAGGACACAUAACUGAGGGGUGGAUGGCGUCCGCUGGCCUGGAGCUCUUGGGCAUGACCCUGGCCGUACUGGGCUGGCUGGGGACCCUGGUGUCCUGCGCCCUGCCGCUCUGGAAAGUGACCGCCUUCAUCGGCAACAGCAUCGUGGUGGCCCAGGUGGUGUGGGAGGGGCUGUGGAUGUCCUGUGUGGUGCAGAGCACCGGCCAGAUGCAGUGCAAGGUGUACGACUCGCUGCUGGCGCUGCCCCAGGACCUGCAGGCCGCCCGCGCCCUCUGCGUCGUCGCCCUCCUGCUGGCCCUGCUCGGCCUGCUGGUGGCCAUCACCGGUGCCCAGUGCACCACGUGCGUGGAGGAUGAGGGUGCCAAGGCCCGCAUCGUGCUCACGGCGGGGGUCAUCCUCCUCCUGGCGGGCAUCCUGGUGCUCAUCCCCGUCUGCUGGACAGCUCACGCCGUCAUCCAGGACUUCUACAACCCGCUGGUGGCCGAGGCCCUCAAACGAGAGCUGGGGGCCUCCCUCUACCUGGGCUGGGCAGCGGCGGCUCUGCUUAUGCUGGGUGGGGGGCUCCUCUGCUGCACCUGCCCCCCGCCCCAGCUGGAGCGGCCCCGCGGCCCUCGGCUGGGCUACUCCAUUCCGUCCCGCUCGGGUGCUUCGGGGCUGGACAAGAGGGACUACGUGUGAGGCGGAGGCUGACCGCAUCCCUGAUCCACACCUUGCCUGCCACCACCGUUGGCCACACGCUCCCAACUCCCAGAAGCUCAAGCUGGACUCUGCCUCCAGUGGGCCCUCCCCAGUGGUGGGAGACCCACUCUUCAUUCUGCUGGGUACCCUGGCCCAGCACUGGCUCUCGCAGUAACCACUUCCUCCCGCUGUCCAGGACACAGGCUGGCCCUCCCCUGCCCAGGCCCCUUGGAUUCUAAAACAAGGAGCAGACUGUGUCCUCCUUGCCCUGCACCUGUCCAUUCUGGCCUGGCCACCACCCGCAGGCAAGGCCCAGCCUCCCUCCUCCUCCCCAGGGAAGCCCUGCACACACCUCACCCUCCACCACCACAAAAGCAUUUGCAGGUGGUGGCCUUUCUGGCACAGUGGGUUCAGCUGCUGCGUCCCAUUUGGGAGUUCCUUGGGUUUAAGUCCCUGCCCCUGCUCUCCUGAUCCAACUUCCUGCCAAGGUGCACCCCGGGAGACAGCAGGUGGUAGCCAAGUACUUGGGUCCCUGGGAGACCUGGAUGUUGUUCCAGGCUCCUGGCUUUGGCCUGACCCAGCCCUGGUCGUGGUGGGUAUUUGGGGAGUGGGUCUCUCUGUGACACUGCCUUUCCAAUAAAUCAAUCUUA